GCUAAGAUUGAGCUAUACUCAACACAUUUCUCUAAAUCUCUCUCUCUCUCUCUCUCUGCUUUCAAACUUCAAAGAGUGUUGAGUUUUUUGAUUUGAAAAACAAGCAUAUAUACAAGCAUAUCAAAUGGCAGAAAUUUUGAAUGAAGACCAAAUUGUUGAGAUCAAAGAAGCCUUUUGCUUGUUUGACAAAGAUGGAGAUGGUUGCAUUACUGUGGAAGAACUUGCAACUGUAAUUAGGUCAUUGGAUCAAAACCCAACAGAGGAAGAACUCCAAGAAAUGAUAAACGAGGUUGAUGCAGAUGGAAAUGGAACCAUUGAAUUUGUUGAGUUCUUGAACUUAAUGGCCAAGAAAAUGAAAGAAACUGAUGCUGAUGAAGAUCUCAAAGAGGCUUUCAAGGUUUUUGAUAAAGAUCAAAAUGGUUAUAUUUCCGCUAGUGAGUUGAGACACGUUAUGAUCAAUUUGGGUGAAAAAUUAACUGAUGAAGAGGUGGAUCAGAUGAUUAAAGAAGCAGAUUUGGACGGUGAUGGACAAGUUAACUUUGAAGAGUUUGUUAAGAUGAUGAUGACUAUUGGAUGAAAUAAAUUAUCCACCAUUUAACAUAUAUAUCAUUUCAUUUGUCAUUCAAAUUUUUUAAUUUGGCUCCUAUUAAUCUCAUAAUCAUUCCCCUUUCAAGAAAUAGUAAAUGUUUUAUUAUUUGUUGUUUGUGGUAUUUUAUUUUACUUGAAAUUGUAAUGACCAACCCAUUAUAAUUUGAUUUGUUCAACUCCAA
Molecule: messenger RNA, 770 nt
Organism: Medicago truncatula (barrel medic)
Lineage: Eukaryota; Viridiplantae; Streptophyta; Magnoliopsida; Fabales; Fabaceae
Product: calmodulin-like protein 11
Exons: 4
Coding region: 125-577 (150 amino acids)
Cellular component (GO): myosin II complex
Molecular function (GO): calcium ion binding
Source: RefSeq, a predicted model, not a curated record